CCUUGGACUGCAAAUGGCUUCUCUGAAAUCCAUACUUAAUACACUGAUCUGGGCUGUAUUACUCCUCAUCAUAACACCAGCCAUUGCAGUCUCCGAUGAAGCUUUUCGCAACUGUGUGACAACAAAUGGCAUAAGAAAUGUAACAAGCAUGCAAUCCAAAAACUACAAAAUCUUGCUAGACUACUCCAUACAGAACCUCAGGUUCGCGACAUCCCAAAUACCAAAGCCCAAUUUCAUCAUUAUCCCGCAGACCAACCAGCAAGUCCAGGCCACGGUCACAUGCGCUGGCAAAGGAGGCUACGAAAUCCGUGUACGGAGCGGCGGCCACAGCUACGAAGGCACCUCCAGCACAGCCGAAUCGCCCUUCGUGAUAAUAGAUCUCAUCAAUCUCAACGCCGUCAAAUUGGAUGUCGCCACAAAGACGGCGUGGGUUGGCGGUGGCGCAACGGUCGGGGAAAUUUACUAUGCGAUUGCUCAGAAUGACGGCGGUUUCGGCUUUACGGCGGGGUCGUGCCCAACUAUUGGCGUCGGCGGGCAUUUUAGCGGCGGCGGCUUCGGCCUUAUUUCUAGAAUGUUCGGCCUGGCGGCGGACAACGUGGUGGAUGCGCUGGUGGUGGACGCAGAGGGAAAGCUGCUUAACAGAAAAACCAUGGGCGAAGAUUUCUUCUGGGCAUUACGUGGUGGCGGCGGCGGGAGCUGGGGAAUUGUGGUUGCAUGGCAGAUUAAGCUCGUGAAAGUUCCGCCCGUGGUCACAUCGUUCAGCGUCCCCAGGCAUGGCGUCGACAACGUGGCGGCGCUGAUGCAAAAGUGGCAGAAGGUGGCGCCGACUCUGGAGAAGGAGUUUUAUUUGUCUGUCAACUUGGCGGCGCCGAAUAACACAGCAAUGGCGGCUACGUUUAACGGAAUGUACCUUGGCCGGAAACCCAACAUGCUAAAAUCCCUCGAUUCUAGCUUUCCCGAGCUGGGUAUUCAGGCAAAUGAGUCUCGUGAAAUGAGCUGGAUUGAAUCCGUGUUGUUUUUCUCCGGCCUCACUGGUUCCGACGUAUCGAGUCUCGCCGCCAGAUAUGAUUCGAAUAAGUUGUAUUUCUAUGCCAAGUCCGAUUAUGUGAGUACACCCAUUCCCUUAGACGCUCUCGCCGGAGCAAUUAAGAUUUUCCAAGAACAGCCCUUGGGGAACGCAAUAUUUGAUCCUUAUGGAGGCAGAAUGUGGGAAAUUUCUUCGGAUUCUAUUGCAUUUCCUCACAGGGCUGGGAAUCUGUUCAGCAUACAGUAUCUUGUGUCGUGGCAUGAUGAGAAGGGAGACAGUGAAGCAUAUCUUGCAUGGCUGAGGAAACUUCACGCGUUCAUGGAGCCUUACGUGUCGCAAAAUCCGCGAGCUGCAUAUGUGAAUUAUUUGGACCUUGAUCUUGGUACUGUGGGGAAGAACAGUACAUCUCCUGUUGCAGAGGCGAGUAAGUGGGGUAAGAGAUAUUUUAUGGAUAAUUUUGAGCGGCUGUUGCAGGUGAAAACCAGAGUUGAUCCACACAAUGUGUUCCGCAAUGUCCAGAGCAUCCCUCCUGAUGUCCGCUCUUGAAGCCAUAAAAAGAUUUGAAUUGUUUAGAUUUCAGCGUCGUUUUAUUGAUAGUAAAAUAAGCUGGUCGAUUGAAGGCAUGGGAACAUGGUUCAGUAUAAUUGUAUCGAAACCGUUUGGGAAGCAUAGACUUCCAUUAGAUUGGUUUGUGAUUGUGUUUUGUAUGGAGUAGUUAAAAUGAUUUUGUGGAUGAACAAUCUUUUAUCAUAAUUUUUCUCUUUUUUGGGUUCG
Messenger RNA from Cryptomeria japonica (Japanese cedar), 1801 nucleotides. Its product is annotated as berberine bridge enzyme-like D-1. The transcript has a single exon. Bases 14 to 1573 code for a protein of 519 amino acids. NCBI's taxonomy places the organism in Eukaryota, Viridiplantae, Streptophyta, Pinopsida, Cupressales, Cupressaceae. Gene Ontology annotation, molecular function: FAD binding; oxidoreductase activity. The record is from RefSeq and is a predicted model, not a curated record.